UAUUUUACAAAACAAUCACAUAUUUCUUGACAAAAAAUAUAAUUUUAUUUAUUUUUUCCAAAUUUAAAUUUAAUCUUGAAUUGCAAUUUGCAAUGGAGAUGUCUUAAUAACUUUUAUUCAGUUGCUUAGGAUAUAAAUAUUUAAAUAAAAAAAACUAUUAUCUGUAAUUUAUGUUUUGUUUUAUAUAAAAGAUUAAAGAAAUGUAUACGUUGGUCUCAAAGUGUCUCCCUUAAUACGCUCUCUCUAUCAUCAUCACCCUCAGAUCUCACACCACACCAAACCUCACUCCUAUAUCUCUCCCGCCCGCCAUGGCCACUCCCUCGCUCUCUGGGAGCAUGGGCGCCUUCUCUGGCUUCACUCGGCUAUGCAAGGGUCUUGCCGUGGUACUCAUCAGUGGCCACAUUGUGAUCCAGGUUUUGCCUCAAGCUAUUCAAUAUCUUGCUCUGAUUCCCGCAAGGACGAUUCCUUUUGCCUGGAACCUUAUAACAGCUGGUUACAUUGAACAAUCGAUACACGGGGUGGUUCUGAGCACCAUUGGUCUUCUUUUCAUUGGGAAGCUGCUUGAGCCUGUAUGGGGUUCUCGGGAAUUCCUCAAGUUCAUCUUUGUUGUUAACUUUCUGACUUCUCUCUGCGUUUUCAUUAUUGCAAUUGCAUUGUACUACAUUACAACAAAGGAAAAUUACCUAUAUAAUCCUCUUUCUGGAUUCCACGGGAUCCUUUCGGGAUUCUUAGUUGGCAUCAAGCAGAUCAUACCAGACCAAGAGAUUCCUUUACUAAAAUUGAAAGCUAAGUGGUUGCCAUCUCUCUCGGUUUUGCUAUCAAUUGUCAUAUGCUUCUUGGCAUCAGAGUCUUCAACAGCUCUUCCAACUCUGAUAUUUGGCACAUACAUGAGCUGGAUUUACCUCAGAUACUGGCAGAAGAAACCAGAAACAAAACUCAAGGGUGAUCCAAGUGAUGAUUUUGCAUUCUCAACUUUCUUCCCUGACUUUUUAAGACCCGUGAUCGAUCCCAUUGCUACUAUAUUCCAUCGGAUGCUCUGUGGAAGAUCUGAAGCUGCUGAUAAUGCCCAGGGUUAUACUGUGGGAGGAAAUCCAUUGCCUGGUUCUGAUCCUAUUGAAGCAUCAAGGAGAAGGGAAAGAGGAGCUCGUGCACUAGAAGAAAGAUUGGCAACUGAAAGACUGGCCGGUGCACGAGGUUCUGAAGAAUCAGGCGAUGCUGUAGAAAAUGUUUGAUUGCACCUAAACCGAAGUCUGGUACUUACUCAACCAACACCAAUGUGUAAUUUUAGUGACUAUUAGAAGUUCAAAAGGUGUCUAGGAAGAGCAUAUAUAUGUUUUUUUUUUCUCAAUUCUGGAGGAUGGAUUUAUUUUGCAGUUUUUCUUCCCUUUGAAAUAGAUCAAUCCUUAUUAUACAAAAUCUUUUUUUUUUUUUCCUUUUUAGCACGAGUAUUCAUCAAUAUAAGAGUAGUUUCUAAAAGAGCUUUUGCGAGGAAUUACUCUAUUGUAUCGUCCGGGCCUCUGGCCUUGCUCACUUUUAUGAAACGUAUAUUUUGACAAUUGACAUUCUCCAAGGAUAAAUCAGAGUACAUGCAUUUUAAGAAUA
Messenger RNA from Cannabis sativa, 1602 nucleotides. Its product is annotated as rhomboid-like protein 19. Gene Ontology annotation, biological process: retrograde vesicle-mediated transport, Golgi to endoplasmic reticulum. Gene Ontology annotation, cellular component: Golgi apparatus; membrane. The coding region runs from base 309 to 1232 and encodes 307 amino acids. NCBI's taxonomy places the organism in Eukaryota, Viridiplantae, Streptophyta, Magnoliopsida, Rosales, Cannabaceae. The record is from RefSeq and is a predicted model, not a curated record. The transcript is spliced from 8 exons.